Xyrauchen texanus (razorback sucker) is the source of this 2838-nucleotide messenger RNA. RefSeq names its product NOP14 nucleolar protein homolog (yeast) (gene nop14). The record is from RefSeq and is a predicted model, not a curated record. The transcript has 18 exons. The coding region runs from base 101 to 2692 and encodes 863 amino acids. Gene Ontology annotation, biological process: maturation of SSU-rRNA. NCBI's taxonomy places the organism in Eukaryota, Metazoa, Chordata, Actinopteri, Cypriniformes, Catostomidae. Gene Ontology annotation, cellular component: Noc4p-Nop14p complex; small-subunit processome; nucleolus.
CCACGUGUGUGUGAUCAGAGUGGUGCUGUAGUAGCACUGCAGGAUAUGUGUGAUGUUUAUUAAAUGAUUAUAUGUUAGUGUGGUGUUGUAGCAGAGUUUAAUGAUGGGGAAACCUCAGCAGAAGUCCAAGAAGAGUUUGUCUGAUAAAGUCCGUAAAUCUAAAGCGGCUCCAGAGAUCCAGAAAAACCCAUUCGAGGUGAAAAUCAACCGCAAGAAGUUCGAUGUUUUGGGUCGCAAGAGUAAACAUGAUGUCGGGCUGCCGGGAGUGUCGCGAUCUAAAGCCAUUAACAAGAGGAAGGAAACUCUCCUGAAGGAGUUCCGCAUGAAAGAUAAAAGCAAUAAAUUCAUCGACAGACGCUUCGCUGAAUAUGACAAUAAAAUCACACCAGAAGAAAAGAUCCUACAGAGAUUCACACUGGAGAGACAGCGCACUCAUGGGAAGGACAUGUUCAAUCUGAAUGAGGAGGAGGAGUUGACUCAUUAUGGUCAGUCUCUGGCAGAGAUGGAGAAGAUGACAGAUGUGAUUGACAGUGACAGUGAUUCAGAGGAGAGAGGACUGCUGUCAGCUGAACUCACCGCAUCACAUUUCGGUGGUGGAGGAGGUUUACUGAGGAAGAAGAGUGCUGAAGAUGAUAAAGAACACAAACCCAAAUCACGACAGGAACUCAUAGAAGAACUCAUCAUCAAAUCCAAACAGGAAAAACGUGAGCGUCAGACCCUGAAGGAGGAGUCACAGGUGCUCACGGAGAAACUGGAUCAGGAGUGGAAGUCCAUCCAGAACCUUCUGGCCCACAAAACACCUAAAGCAGAGAGGAAAGAUGAUGAGGAGGAGAAACCCAAGUUGGACGAGUAUGAUGUCAUGGUGCGUGAGUUGGGUUUCGAGAUGAAGGCUCAGCCAUCGGACAAACUGAAGAGUGCAGAAGAACUCGCCCGCGAGGAGAGAGAACGGCUGGAGAAACUGGAGGCGGACAGACUGAAGAGGAUGAUGGGAGACGCUGAUGAAGAAUCUGUUCAGACACAAACACACAUCUCCGCUGACGACAUUAAUGAUGGAUUCGUACUGGACAGUGAAGACCGCAAAACUCUCGCUUAUAAGGACGGGAAAUGGAACCUUGAUGGUGACGAGGCAGAGAGAGAAGAUGAUGAAGAUGAGGAAGAGGAAGGAGAGGGUGAAGAUGGGGGUGAUGAAGAGGAAGGAGAGCGUGAAGAUGAGGGUGAGGAAGAAGGUUCUGAGGAUGGAGAUGAUGAAGACCUGCAGUCUGACGAGGUCAGUGAGGAUGAGGAGGAUCAAUGUGCUGAUGAAGACGUAGAGGAAGUCGUGGUGAAAGUGUCUCCUGCGGUGAGUGAAGAACAGAAGAGAGUCGUGCAGGAGGCGGCCAGAGCUGAACUACCCUACACAUUUACAGCUCCAGAGAGUUACAGUGAUCUGACGACUCUCCUGCGGGGUCACAGCGGUGAUCAGCAGCGCCUCAUAGUGGAUAGAACAGUGAAGUGCAAUCACCCCAGUCUGGCUGCAGGAAACAAAACUAAACUACAGAGGUUGUUCGGAUUUCUGCUGGAGUAUGUCGGUGAACUUGCAACCCAGAAUCCUCCAGACCUCAAAACCAUCAACACACUUAUCCCUCAGAUCUGUAGUUUGUGUCAGCUGUUUCCGGACUCGGCAUGUAAAGUGAUGCAGACGUUGAUUGGUGACAGUGCACACAGCAUGGGCGAGACGCUGGAGGUCAAAGGUCGAGCUGCGAUGCCUGGUCUUGAUAUGUUGAUGUAUCUGAAGAUCACCGCUCUGUUAUUCCCGACGUCAGAUUUCAGACAUCCUGUGACGACACCAGCGUUCCUCUACAUCAGCCAGACACUUACCAAGUGUACAGUGUGUUCUCUGGAGGAUGUGUGUAAGGGGUUGAUUCUGUGCUGUCUGGCACUGGAGUAUGUGUCUCUGUCUCAGAGGCUUUUCCCAGAACUGAUCAACUUCCUGUUGGGGCUUUUACACCUGACAGUUCCCGACAAAACCAACACAGGUUAUGUGGUUCUGAGUCCGUUCCGGCAGCAGGGGAAGAACUGUGAUUUGUUGGUUCUGACGGAUUUAAACUCGUCUCACAGCUGGAACAGAAAACCCAUCUCGCUGUCUGCAGCUCACAGAACUACACUAGAUAGUGCACUAGAGAGAGACCAUUUCAGACUGUCAGUCAUCGAUGCGUGUCUGGAUUUAGUGAAGAGAUGCACGUCACUCUAUAAAGAUCUGACAUCAUACAGUCUCAUCUUCCAGCCAAUCAGAACACUCCUCCGUCAUCUACCUGUUCAGAGUUACCCCGCCCCUUUACAGGAUCUUCACAAGGAGAUUUUGGAGGUCAUUCCUGAAAAGCUUUCCCAGCAUGCACCUCUGGUGUUUAAGAAGAAGAAACCCGUUCCGCUCAAACUCUUCACACCCAAAAUAGUGCAGAUACUGGAUUAUGGGAAGAAGCGCGGGAACACAAAGGAAGAGAAGGAGAGGGAGAGACUGAAGCACAAGUAUAAGCGCGAGUUUAAGGGAGCGCUGAGAGAGAUCCGCAAAGACACGAGAUUCCUCGCUCGGGAGAAACUCAAUGACAUCAUGGGCAGGGAUCUGGAGAGGAAGAGGAAGGUGAAGGAGCUCUACGGCAGUCUGGCCACACAGGAGGGAGAGUGGAAGGCCCUCAAGAGGAAGAAGGGGAAGUGAUGUCACAGCAGUGAUGUCAGAGGCACAUCAACAGAGAUGUCUCCAGUCCUCGCCGUGUGAUUCUGUUUUAAUACUCUGAAUAAUAUUUCUUUCUCAUAAGCUUUUGUAUGUGACAAAAUGUGAGAAAUAAAAUGUAAGAUUUACAA